CGGGGGCGCGCAAACGAUAGAAAGCACCCCACCCUCAAGAGCACUAAACCUUGCGCGUGCUCAAGAGCCAGUAGUUUCCGUUUUCUUUCCUAGUGUUGGGGGCAGAUUUCUGCGCGCAGCGCCGACUGUCCUCUGCUUUCCAGCUUUGAAAACGCCUAAAUUGCAGAGUCAGCGGCAUACUCCUGACACAACAGGCACGGUCCAUUGAGGAACCCAGAUAUGGAUGCUGAGCAGAACCAGGUGUUGGACACCGCGUCAGAGACUCGAGAGCAACAGGAGACUGGAGCAGGAGACUGCCCCCAGUCACAACUCGACUCUCCAAUAGAUCCUGCAGAAUCUCCAGUGAAUGGGCAAGAAAUGGAGCGUUUGCCAGAUAUGCUGACAGAGUCAGGAAUGUCAGAAGAAAUGCAAGAGACGGCGCCUAAAGCAGAAAAAUCACCAAAGAACAUGUCUGAAUCUCCUGAGAAGGUUCCAGAGACAUCUCCAGAAGUUGUGACUAAAGCAGAGAAGUACCCAGAAAAACAACCAGAACUAGAGAGCUCAGAGGUCUCUGAGUCAGCUACAGCAUUGUACUUCGAACCAGACAAAAAACAGACCACAGUGCCUGAAAAGCAGCCAAUGCCAGAGAAAACACCAGAGCCUCUGCCUUUAGAUGAGCCUCUAGCAGAGAAUAACAUUGAAACUGCGCCAGAGAAAAUGGCUGAACCCGUCCCAGAGGCUGUUAAACUGUCUGUGCAGGCAGCGCCCGAGCCUGUCACACAGCCAGAAUCUGAGGACGUGAAACUGCUCGAAGAGAAAGAGCCUGGGGAAUCUGAGAAGCAGGCAGAAUCUGGUGUUGUGUUGGCGGUGGUGCCAGAGAUGCCAGCGGAGUCUAAAACUGUACAGGAAGCGGAGGCAGACAAACAGAUCGAAGCUGAAAUUGUACCGGAACCAAAGAAACCAGUAGAGGCUGUGAAGAAAGUGGAAGCAGAGAAACCAGUAGAGGCUGAGGCUGUGAAGAAAUUGGAAGCAGAGAAACCAGUAGAGGCUGAGACUGUGAUGGAAGAGAAACUGGUAGAAGCUGAAAUUGUUAAAGAAGUAGAGUCCGAGAAACGGGCAGCAGGUGAGGCAGAUGCAGUGGAGCAGCAGAAGGCCGAAGUUGUCGAGCAGAUUCCCGCUCCUGGUACCCUAUCUUUUGCCUUCCUGGAGCAUGAGCAGACCAAAGCCACACUUCGCACCUCUCGCACUCUAAUCAUCCUCAGAGGCCUCCCCGGCAGCGGCAAGAGCCUCUUGGCACGUGCUAUUGCAGAUAACUACCAGGGUCUCUGCACGGUCUGCUGUGCUGAUGACCAUGGUGUGAAACCGGAGAGUCCAGAAGCAUCGGCAGAUGGGUACAAGGCUUUUGACGAUGCUGUGGUAGCCUGCUGCAGUGUAGGAACAUCUGCUCAAGUGAUAGUGGUGGAUGACACCAACCAUACCCAUGAUCGGCUGGCCCGUCUUGGGGAGGUGGCAGAGCAGCACCGGCUGGUGGCCAUGUUUCUGGAGCCCCGCACUGAGUGGAGCAGAGACUUGCCACAGCUGGCCAAGAGAACUCAGCGGGGGCUAGAGGAGGCCCAGAUCCAGGCCAUGAAAGUACCUCUUGAGGAGACAUCCCUGCCCCUUUUCUUUGGCUGGUUCCUUCUCCCUGGCAUACAGGACAAGGUCAGGUGCACAUCCAUGGAUUUCCUGAAGACGCUGGACACGCUUGAGGCCUUCAAGAAGCACUUGCCUGACUUCACUGUUGAGGCUGAGAAAGAGGUGGACCUGGAGCAGUAUUUCCAAGCCAAUGGCGUUCUUCAUUGCACUACCAAAUUCUGUGACUAUGGCAAGGCUGAGGGAGCCAAGGAAUAUGCAGACAAACUAGCUGUUAAAGAGUUGUAUGGCUCUGCGUUCGAGCUGUCCCUCAGUGCCCUCUUCGUCACACCUCGUACUGUUGGUGCCCGGGUUUCACUCUCUGAGGAUCAGUUGACCCUGUGGCCUGCCGAUGCUGAGGAGGUGGUGUCUGUAGUCCCAGCCGCCGCCACCCUGCCCGCUGGUAGCCGUGCCCACAUCACCCUGGGCUGUGCGGAGGGUGUUGAGCCACAACAGACGGGCUUCGACCUGCUGGAGAUCCUAGCGCUGCAGCAAGAGGGUCAGGAGGGAGAGCUGGUGGAGGAGAUGGAGCUCGGCUCCCUGGCCUACUACGGCAAGGGGAGGUGGCUGCUCAGUCUGAGGGAGCCCAUCUCCGCCCAGGCCUGCUUCUCCAGCCUCUACGGGCCCAAGAAGGCUGACUCGACCAAGAAAGACGGGGACAAGAAGAAGAAGCAAAAGUGCACCAUACUGUAAAGGAGAGGGGGAAGGUGGAAAUGGAUGGCUCUGGAUGAGUGGCGUACUAGUGUUCUGAUUGGUCUGUGGGGAAGUUUGUGUGUUUGUGCUACUUUUGGGGUUUGGGAGGCGUCUUGGAUAUCCCACCCCAAAUUCACAAGCUGUGUGCCUUUCUCUAUUGCUUUGCUGCACAACCCAAGAGGCCUUUAUACCACAGUUUAGGUCAAGCUUAGCAUCUUGUUCAGUGUCUUGUCAUGCGUUUUUAGUGCCAUAGUUGCAAUUGGAUAGGAUUUCUGAAGACGAGGCCUGAUUUCAUGGCUCAGCUGCAGUUUUGACAGAUGUAGUACUGCUUCUCCUAGUACCGCUUCUCACCGUUUGACCACUAUUUUCCCUACUCAAUUCAUGUCUAACACUAUAUUUAAAAAAAACUUCCGCAUAUGUCAGUGUUAAGCAUUUAGAUAUUUUCAUGUUUUGUGUGAGUGGCUCAUAGUGUUUUCAAUGCAUGCCAGGUUUAGCAGAUGUAGUUCUAGUCAUGAUUUAGCUUGUUCGCAAAAGAAGUUGCACAUCUAUUUCAGUCAUUUCCUGUGGUUUGGUCAGUUUAGCCAUGUGUUUGUAUGUUUGGUACGAAGGAAAGAGUUGGGUAAUUUCACAAGUAGCUCAUGGGCCAAAAAGGUUGUCUGUGUAUGCUUGUCCUCCAUAGAGGCCAUUCCUAAUUAACUCUUUUUGCACGAUGCUGCAGAAAUCAAAGGGAGAAUGCUGAUGAAUGUGCAGUUUGUUUCAUUAGCUGGCACUUACUUGGUACUUAUCAAAUGCUGUGAAACCAAGGCCACAAUUCUGUAGUAUAGGAGACUGCAGCCUGGGAUCAUCCCUCUUUCUGUCAACCAGUUAGGUUUUGCAUGUCAACUUGUAUGUAUCCGCUGUCUGUUCAUGACUGAUGUGUAGGUUUCUUAGGGCAAAGCCAUGCUUGUUUAGUUCUUCCAAUGAGUCACUGUUUUUGCACAUGUUUUGUACACUUAAUAAAAUAAUUUGCUUUGCGCCAAA
This is a messenger RNA of Oncorhynchus kisutch (coho salmon), 3363 nucleotides long. Its product is annotated as 2',3'-cyclic-nucleotide 3'-phosphodiesterase. Gene Ontology annotation, molecular function: ATP hydrolysis activity; 2',3'-cyclic-nucleotide 3'-phosphodiesterase activity. Gene Ontology annotation, biological process: cyclic nucleotide catabolic process. The record is from RefSeq and is a predicted model, not a curated record. The coding region runs from base 220 to 2343 and encodes 707 amino acids. NCBI's taxonomy places the organism in Eukaryota, Metazoa, Chordata, Actinopteri, Salmoniformes, Salmonidae. Gene Ontology annotation, cellular component: cytoplasm; membrane. The transcript is spliced from 4 exons.